AUGUCCUCAGAUAAGCAGAUGACCAACGCAGCCGACAACGACGUUAUCGAGCAGCCCGGUAGUAGCCGCCAAGUACGUUACACGGCCGCUGACGGCUCGCAGUACGCUACCACGACCGAUGAUAUCGCAGGCGCAGAAAGGGACGUGGCUCUGCCGUCCAGGGCGCCAACAGCCGAUAAAUGGUCGGUGCAAUACCAUAACAUGUCACGGAUAGUUUCUCGCGGGAAACUUCCGCCGAGGCUCAUCCCGGCAACGCCCAUGAUUCCGUUUGGGCCCCCGUCCGCGCGCUGGGCUCAGCCGCAGGAGCAAGUCCCGGGACCUCAAGAGGCUGCACGACGGCCGGGUCCGGGACCUCUUCAAGGUCCAGGGCCGGCUCCGCAGCCGCCUCAGACGCAGAACGCUCAGAGGCCUCAGCAGAAGCGCGCCAGAGGACGCCGUUCACGCGGCGCCAAUCGUGGCGGCGUGCAGAAAUCUGGUCAGCAGGGGACAUCGUCUUCCAUGUCUGCUAGCGAACUCAUGGCCAGAAUCGACCGGGACCCGGAGCUCCUCAGACAGGUGGAGGAGCUCGCGUUGCGAAAGGAACAGGAGACCUCUCGGGCAGCCGUAGAGAGGGCCAAAAGGGCAGCUAUUUGCGGCAAUUGCCUCAAGGUUGGGCACACAGUCCGGGACUGUGCUCAACCGGCCGAUGACGGCUAUGUCCACGGCUGUCCUAUUUGUAACGGGUCUGAUCAUGAAUCAGCCCAGGGUUGUAAAAUGCAUUGGCCGCACCGCCUCGAAAGGAGGCUGUAUUGGGCAAUCGAGCAGCGCGCUCGGCGUCCAACUCUGGCCGCCUUUCCCAACUGGCUGGAUGUCUUCACCGAGGCCCGGAACGCGGGCAAUGACAUGGAGGCCUUGCCACAAAGCUUCCCGUGGACGCCACUCUUCAGCCGGACCCUCAUCCGGGAAUAUCCGGACACAAAACAUCCCUGGUCCAACUUUGACUACGUGGCCAACAACUCGUCCGCGUUGCCGGUGGAUCCUCUUGUGACGGACCAGGCCGCCGUCAUCGCAAACGACGCGGUGAUUCGCAGUCUACUCUCGCGCCCGGUCAUUAGCAAUACUGGUGGCAGGCCAUGA
Metarhizium brunneum ARSEF 3297 is the source of this 1116-nucleotide messenger RNA. RefSeq lists its product as uncharacterized. The record is from RefSeq and is a predicted model, not a curated record. Gene Ontology annotation, molecular function: nucleic acid binding; zinc ion binding. NCBI's taxonomy places the organism in Eukaryota, Fungi, Ascomycota, Sordariomycetes, Hypocreales, Clavicipitaceae.